Molecule: messenger RNA, 1492 nt
Organism: Rhea pennata
Lineage: Eukaryota; Metazoa; Chordata; Aves; Rheiformes; Rheidae
Gene: TSG101
Product: tumor susceptibility 101
Exons: 10
Coding region: 75-1250 (391 amino acids)
Biological process (GO): endosome to lysosome transport; protein modification process; protein transport
Cellular component (GO): ESCRT I complex
Molecular function (GO): ubiquitin binding
Source: RefSeq, a predicted model, not a curated record
CGGGCCUGGCUGUUGUGUGGCGGCGGGCGGCGGCGGCGGCACCGGCGGCGGUUGGGCGGGGAGGCGCGGCCGCCAUGGCGUUCUCCGAGAGCCAGCUCAAGAAAAUGCUGUCCAAGUAUAAGUAUAGAGACCUAACUGUACAGGAGACCAUCAGUGUUAUUACUCAGUACAAGGAUCUCAAACCUGUUAUGGAUUCAUAUGUUUUUAAUGAUGGCUCAUCUAGGGAGUUGAUGAGCCUCAGUGGAACCAUUCCUGUGCCUUAUAGAGGUAACACGUACAAUAUCCCAAUUUGCUUGUGGCUGCUGGACAGCUAUCCUUUCAACCCCCCAAUUUGUUUUGUUAAACCUACUAGCUCUAUGACGAUAAAAACUGGGAAGCAUGUUGAUGCAAAUGGAAAGAUAUACCUUCCUUAUUUGCAUGAGUGGAAACAUCCCCAGUCAGACUUACUAGAACUGAUUCAGGUUAUGAUUGUGGUGUUUGGUGAGGAACCGCCAGUCUUUUCUCGGCCUACCAUUUCAGCAGCCUACCCACCAUAUCAGGCAACAGGCCCACCAACUACUUCCUACAUACCGGGCAUGCCAAGUGGAAUUGCUUCCUAUCCACCAGGACAUACUCCUAACCCAAGUUAUCCAAGCUAUCCUUAUCCAGCUGGUGUUCCAUUUCCAGCAACAACUAGUGUUCAGCACUACCCUUCUCAGCCCCCUGUGACUACUGUUGGACCCAGUAGAGAUGGGACCAUCAGUGAGGAUACUAUUCGAGCUUCCCUUAUUUCAGCUGUCAGUGACAAAUUGAGAUGGCGAAUGAAAGAAGAAAUGGAUCGUGCACAAGCUGAACUCAAUGCCUUGAAAAGGACAGAAGAAGACUUGAAGAAAGGACACCAGAAAUUGGAAGAGAUGGUAACUCGCCUGGAUCAGGAAGUGGCUGAAGUCGACAAGAACAUUGAACUUCUCAAGAAGAAGGAUGAAGAGCUCAGUUCUGCCUUAGAAAAGAUGGAAAGUCAGUCAGAAAAUAACGAUAUAGAUGAAGUUAUCAUUCCUACAGCACCGCUUUACAAGCAGAUCCUGAACUUAUAUGCAGAGGAAAAUGCCAUUGAGGACACCAUCUUUUACCUUGGGGAAGCAUUGAGACGGGGAGUGAUAGAUCUAGAUGUCUUUUUAAAGCAUGUACGUCUUCUGUCUCGCAAGCAGUUCCAGCUGAGGGCAUUAAUGCAGAAAGCGAGGAAGACUGCUGGACUCAGUGAUCUCUAUUAAAUUCUCAGACUAUAACUGAGAAGUUAAUUUCCCUGUGAAGCAGCCAGUCUCUUGAUCUUUCUCUUAAUCAGUAGAUGCCCAGAAUAAGUUAUUACAUCAUUCAAGUGUAAGAUAUUUUGAAUCAAUAAUAUAUUUUCUUUUUGGUAAAGACUAGCUUUUAUUAAUGCACUUUCUAUUUCCUGUAAUCUUUGUGCUGGUGGACUUAAUGCUGAAUAAAACUUGUUGCAUAUUUUCUUCCUCUA